AAAACUUUUUAUCCUGUAGCAUGUUUUUGGCUCAGAGGAGACUCUGCAUCCUUGGCAGCAGAGCCAAAUUCCUGAAGACAAUUUAUUCUUCAAAAAUCCUUGGACUCUCUACUUCUGCUAAAAUGUCUUUGAAAUUCAAAAAUGCAAAACGAAUCGAAGGCCUUGGUACUAGUGUGUGGACUGAAUUUACCAAGUUGGCCGCAGAACCCUCUGUUGUGAAUCUUGGCCAAGGCCUUCCAGAUAUAUCCCCUCCUAUAUAUGUAAAGGAAGAAUUAUCAAAGAUUGCAGCAAUUGAUAGCCUGAAUCAGUAUACUCGGGGCUUUGGUCAUCCAUCACUUGUGAAAGCCCUGUCCUGCCUAUAUGGAAAAAUUUGUCAAAAGCAAAUCGAUCCAAAUGAAGAAAUCCUUGUAACAGUAGGAGCAUAUGGAUCUCUUUUUAACUCCAUCCAAGGAUUAAUUGAUGAGGGAGAUGAAGUCAUAAUAAUGGUGCCUUUCUAUGACUGCUAUGAGCCCAUGGUGAGAAUGGCUGGAGCAACACCUGUUUUUAUUACCCUAAAAUCUAAACCUAUUGAUGGGAAAAAACGGUCUAGUUCUGACUGGAUAUUGGAUCCUCAAGAACUGGCAAGUAAAUUUAAUUCCAAAACCAAAGCUAUUAUACUAAAUACUCCACAUAACCCCAUUGGCAAGGUGUAUUCCAGAGAAGAACUACAAGUGAUUGCUGACCUUUGCAUCAAGUAUGACACACUGUGCAUUAGUGAUGAGGUCUAUGAAUGGCUUGUAUAUACUGGAAAUAAGCAUUUAAAAAUAGCUACGUUUCCAGGUAUGUGGGAGAGGACCAUAACAAUCGGAAGCGCUGGAAAGACUUUUAGUGUAACUGGCUGGAAGAUCGGCUGGUCCAUUGGUCCUAAUCAUUUGAUAAAACAUUUACAGACAGUUCAACAAAACUCUGUUUAUACUUGUGCAACUCCUCUACAGGAAGCCUUGACUCAAGCAUUUUGGAUUGAUAUCAAGCGCAUGGACGAUCCGGAGUGUUACUUUAAUUCUUUGCCGAAAGAGUUAGAAGUAAAAAGAGAUCGGAUGGUACAUUUGCUUGAAAGUGCUGGCCUAAAACCCAUAGUUCCUGAUGGGGGAUACUUCAUCAUUGUCGAUGUGUCUUCCCUAGAUGUAGAUCUCUCUGAUAUGAAGAACAGCAAUGAACCUUAUGACUACAAAUUUGUGAAAUGGAUGACUAAAAAUAAGAAACUAUCAGCAAUCCCAGUUUCAGCAUUCUGUAAUGCCGAGACAAAAUCACAAUUUGAGAAGUUUGUGAGAUUUUGCUUUAUUAAAAAAGACAGUACACUGGAUGCUGCUGAAGAAAUCAUGAAGGCAUGGAAUAGAGAGAAGUGUUGAUGUACACAGACUGGUUUCUAUUGGAUGACCUAGUGGGAAAUUGUCAUUUGGUGCUGCCACCUGCAGGAUACUGAAAAAUAUGUCUGUACAAAGGCAAUUUAAAGACAUAUUUCCAUUGUUUUUCCGAAGUUAAUCCCACUACUAACACUAUUCAGGUGAUGGGUCCUUUUUUUCCCUUUCAGUUAAGAUGUAUUAAAACACUUUCCACUACCAUUUUAUGAAAGGACAUGUUGCAUGGUGAAUGGGGACUGUGAAAGACUUGUCGAUGCUUAACUUCUCUGUGCUUCUGUUUCCUAGUCCUAAAAGGGCAAUAAAAACUAGCAUCUACUUUA
Manis javanica (Malayan pangolin) is the source of this 1720-nucleotide messenger RNA. The record is from RefSeq and is a predicted model, not a curated record. Lineage: Eukaryota; Metazoa; Chordata; Mammalia; Pholidota; Manidae.